Venturia canescens is the source of this 5462-nucleotide messenger RNA. Its product is annotated as probable GPI-anchored adhesin-like protein PGA55. Bases 1980 to 4715 code for a protein of 911 amino acids. The transcript is spliced from 3 exons. The record is from RefSeq and is a predicted model, not a curated record. NCBI's taxonomy places the organism in Eukaryota, Metazoa, Arthropoda, Insecta, Hymenoptera, Ichneumonidae.
AAUAAGAGUGAGAGAGAGAGCAGGGGAAGCCAGGAUUUAUAUAUGUAUAUAUUUAGAUGUAUAUAUAUAGUAUACGCGUCAAUGCAGAAGCUGAGGGGGGAACGAGGAAUGGCACGGUACAGGCCAUAGGAGUAGGAGCAUCGGCGGCAGCGCAGCUCUCGACAGCUCGACCAGCACAGCUCGACUCAUGGCCGGGGGACUCGGCACGAGAACCCAAACGAGACCAAGAUCAUCAGUGGCAACUCGACGCCCGCAUCGAACGGAAAGCGAGUUCCCGCGUGCAUUUUGUAAACGCGAGAAAAAACGUAAAGAAUACUAAUGUUUUACCGUAGUGAGAAAUAAAUAAAAAUAAUAUAUUAUCGGGCUUGAUGUCGCUACUGGUUGAGAAAGUAAUCGGUUCGAUCGCGUCAAAAGCAGGAUGAAAAGAAAGGAGGAAAUAAAAAAUGAAAAAACUCGUAUAAUAGCGGAGGAUUAAAAAUUAUUUGCAGCAGUGAGAAACAACAUUUUGUUUUCUCUUCCUGUGUCUCCUUGCGCCGCAGAGCUGCUGGCUAUAUAUAUUUAAACUUGUGCACGCGUGUACAUAUGUAACUGGGAUGAAAUUAAAUUGAUGCGUCGUCGUAGCUAGAGCAAAGCGGAGGGAGGAAAAUACGAGAAGGUGUGUGUGAUUCGGUGCGCGGAGCAGAGAGAAAGAACAAUUUCGAAAGCAGAAACGUCAAUUGAGUUAUUUGUUAUUGUCAUCGUCGUUUCACUCCGUUGGGCAGUUAGCACCCACGUAGUACUCGCGAGAGGAGGGAGACUCUCAAUGAAACGUCGUAAUUUUUCGUAUCGACGACAGCCGCAAACGCGUACCGGAAGUGCUCUGCUCUCUCUCUCUCUCUCAUCUCUUGCAUGAGUUUCAAAAUAAACAGACACGAAAGCGAUAACAGAUAGAUGUAUGUAUACGCGAACUUGCCGUAAGGUAAUACACAACACCGAGGUUAUUAGACGUAUAUGGCACACGCUUCGCGCACAAAGUUCAACGGAAUAACCAACCGGGAAAGAACCAACGACGACAGAGGUUUCUCUCGUUUAAAAUAUAUUAAUUUUAAUACGAUAACCGUUGAUCGCUUCGCAAUGAAAAUAAUAUUUAUUUGAAAUAAUUCGAUGCCGAGCCGUUUAUUGGCGAAACCGCCCAAGUGAAGAAUAUGAUGUAAUAAUCGCAUUGAUAAAAUAAUCAAGAUUCGCGCGGAUUGAACUGGUCAUAAAAAUAAUAUAAUUGUAAUAUAAUUAGCAUCGAGGAUUCUCGAAAAGAAAUAUUUACACGAGAAAUCGCGGAUGACAGCUGUCGCAAGAAUUUAUCAGCAUAUAUGCUGCGAGAGCAACGCCGCCGAUGAUAUUAUGUUGCUUAUGAUGAUGAAAAUAAUAAUAAUGUCACACGCAGCAGCAGCGGCAACGGCAGCGGCAGCAGAAUUUAGGAUGAGAAAAGAGGAACAGGAAAUUUUCGCUCGGAGCGAAUGAUCGUGGAGCAGGAAAUUGUGUUAUUUCUCAUACCAUUAUCAAUGCGAAUGGCCGGAGAUAAAAAAAAAGAGAAAGAAAAAUUACCGUAAAAAAAAUCCAUCUUGUACAAACUUGUUCGUGGCGUGCGUGUGUGUGUGUGUGUGUGUGCGCGUGUGUGUGUGCAUCGCGCGCGCGCGCGCGCAUAUAUUCGUGGAAAGUGAAUAGAGAAAGAGAGAGAGAGAGAGAGAAGCAACGACAACGCCGUUCUCCUUUUUUUUCUUAUUUCCUUUUUAUUCUUGCACGUCUGCUGAACGUGGGAUAAACGAUUAUUGAGGAAAAAAUCUACGAAAACUUGUCCAAUUUAUAUCUUCGCUAUGGAUAUUGAGGAAUAAUAAGCAAUGUCCGGAGGAAUCGAAUGUCGUAGGAGCCGAGCGUAGGUGCGCGUCGGAACGGGGGUGUAAUCGAAAUAGGAUCGAAAAGGUUCCAAGUAAACGCGGAAUAAUAUGUUGUUGAGAACGGAGAGAAGAAAAAUGAGGAUUGAACGGAUCGGUGGGCGCGGAAGAAUAAAAAUCGAGAUUCUCGUGAUAAUUUUAUUAGUGGGAAUAAUAACGUUUCGUAAAACAUCGGAAGCUGCACCUGCGACAACGCCUAAUUCAGAAUCUGUGGCGGGACGAGAAGACGCGUAUCAGCGGCCUCAACGGGAGGAACAGCGGAAAAAGUUAAGCAAAGAUUGGUCAAUUGGGAAUCUGCCAUUGGGAAAUGAUGAAAACGCGGAAGUUGGUAAUCCGAGCGAACUGGCCUGGCAAGCUUGGUUAUUGGUAGAUUCCAAUACCAAUCCGCAGAGUUCCGGCGGAGUCUUGGAUUCGGCGAGUUUAUUGCGUCGUAUAACACCCAAAAGUAUAUUUAUUGCUCCCGCAUUGACCGCAUGCGCGGAUGGUUAUCAGGCUGAUACGAUGAACAGAUGCGUCAAAGAUAUUAGCAUCGACAGUCAGGCGCACAGAGGAUUUUUGGUCGAGCGAUUGAACGCUAUUUUUGGAAACGCAGCCAAGCCUCAAUUUUCCAUUUCAUCCUCGUCGUCGUCGUCGUCGUCGUCGUCGUCGCCGCCGCCGCCGCCGCUCUCGUCGGGCUCCUUGCCGAGCGGUCCGUUGCAACUCAACAUACCCCUUUUCAUGCCAACAGUCUCAAAACAAAGUUCCCAAAAACCAGCGAGAGAAGCGGGAUCGUUGAUCGAAAACAAGUCCAACAGCGAGGAAAAAACGAGUUUCCAAGAGGAGGAGAAUGAAAAUUCAAAUAUUUCACCAUUAUUAAAUGGUGGUGGUGGUGGUGAAAAAAACAUUUCUCAAGAAGCAGCGAGCGUUUACGAGGAAAUGAAAAACGACGACUCCGUUGUUGAGAUUAAUUCUACGGUAAUAAUCGAUCAAACGGAUGAACCUUUGAAAAUUAACGAUUCAAAAAGAAGGGGGGAGCAACAUAAUAAUAGCGAGAUUUCUCUUUCCGCUCCGACGAUGGUUCUUCUCUUAUCCCCGAGUGGAGCGAAUCGGGCAACCUCUUCGAAUUCCGGUGACAAUGAGGUCAUAGUACCCCACGACUCGAGCCUCGGCCGAGUCAUAAUAAAAAUGGAAAACAUAACCGGGAACGUAACCGGCAACGAAAUAAUAAGGCUGAGCGUGUCCGAGAGCAUCGCAAAUACGACAACGACGACGGCUGCUGCAACGGUAAAAACCCGAAAAAGCACUAAAAGCCCGGACAACACCGAAAUGACAACAUCCUCCGUUUCCGAUGAAAAAAAAUACUCUAUCGGGGAAGAAUUUUACGAUGACGAAUCGACUGAAAUUUACGACGAUGACGAUGAAAUAUUUCAACACGGCGAGGCGGCUGCUGGUAAGGCGGCGGUGACAUUUACGAGUAUCGGUGAAAAUAUAACUCCCGAAUUUAGCCGAAUGAAUCCUCAAUCAGGUACGACGAGUAUCGAGUUCCGGAAGCCGAACGAUGAGAAGCAGGGCAAUAUAUCAAGCCGAGUCAGCAUAAGCGCAGACUUUGUACGUGAAACGACUCUUGUCGAUUUCCCCGAUCGUCCGACGACGAUAUCAAUGAGGAUGAAUUUGUCGAGCUCGAUCGUAGAUCACGAGUCAACGACGAGUAAAUCGUCGAUCGACGACGAUCCGAUAACGACCGACAACGAUAGAGAGGAACAAAUAUAUUCCGCAUACAAUUUCACUAGCGUUGAUCGGCGACCCGUUUCGAAGCUUCAAAACGAUUCUUUCUCCGGCGUUGUAACGGGUCAAUCGAAGGAUCAUCGCUAUUCCUACCCGAAUAAUAAUAAUAAUAAUAAUAAUAAUAACAACAACAACGAUUCGGUUAAUCCGGUACGUGGAAUCGAGCAACUUGUCGAUUCGUCGAGCGAAAAAAGUGACGACGCUGUUGAAAGUAUGAUAGCGGCGGCUUCGACCAACCUCGCAUUCGCCGCAAGCCUCUCAUCUACUGAAAAAUCCGUCGUAGCCCAGCAGCAGGACGACGAUAAAGUAUUCGAAUUAUCGACUUAUGAAAUUCCAACCGGGGAUGAUGACUCGAAUCGGGCUAACGGCGCUCAUAUUGAUGCCGCUGGGAUCCGCCGGAACAUUGUACCAGCACCGAUAAUUGGCACGAUCGAUAACGUUAAAUUUCCAAAUAAUGAGAUUAAGGAAGCACCCGGCGGCGAGGGCUCUGCUGUCGGUCUCACGAAAAAUGAUGUAAAAUUUUCUUCUUCGGAGGAGGCAAACGGUAUCUCGAACGAUUAUAAGGAGAGAAAUGGUCGUCCUUAUACGAGGAAACACGAUAAAGAAGGAAUAUACUACAGCGGAGAAACAGAGGAAAACGCCGGAGUACAUUUGUCAGCGGGUCAACGAGGCGAAGAAUCGUAUUGGUGGCUACCGAAUGGGCGGUGGCCCAAUCAAGACGAGCAACGGCAACCCCCGGCAUCGAUAAACAACCCAUCGUCCAAUAUCGUUCAACGAUCGAGCAGGGAUAAGACACCGAUGUUGCUCAAAUUUUGGACCAAGAUGCCGCUCCUCAGAGAUCCGAGUUUAUCAUAUACGACGCGUUCAGAUUCGUCGAAACAAUAUCGUCUACGGGACGUCUUGAAAUCUGAAAUUUUGGCGCGCGGUCAAACGAAAGGAGUUAAUUACUAUUACGGAACAGGUGGAAUCGUCAAACGCGAUACCGAACGAGUAUUCUCAGUGAAUGACGAAUCACUGAUCUGAAUUGAGAGUUAUCGCGUGUACCCAAGCUUUCGACGGACCGAGGAAAUACCUUUUUUUAUUUAUUUCCGUAAAAACGCUCGAAAGACGAAAGUGCACCGCGCGAGAUGGAACAAUAGCGAUGGAGCAUAAGCGACGUAAUCUGCGCCCCCGUAUUUUAUGUGUGCGCGGGUGUGUUGGCGGCGAGCGGGGAGUAAUUUUAAAAAUUUUAUUAUUCAAAGAGCGAAGUAUAAUGAUGAUGAUGAUGAUGAUUUUGACAGGUCGUGGCAAUAUAUGAUGUAACGAGUUUAUCGUGGACAACAGACUGAUAAUAAUGUAUUAUUGUAUAAGAAUCGAUAUAUUAUUCGAAUAGAGACGUAUUGUUAUUUAUAACGCGCGGAACAAAAACAGAAGUUGAGAAACAGAAACUGUUGCUACUAUUUGGAAACGCACGACGCGCAAUCAACGCUUUUUCGUGACGCGUUCGAUAAUAAUCAAUUGAGAGUAUCGAAUCGCAAUCCGAGCUAUAUUGACAAAAAAACAUAAAAAUGAAUAUACUGCUCGACUUAUUUGUCAAGUUACGUGAUGAUUCGCACGUAUAUGUAUGUAUGUAUGUAUGUAUGAAUUAACGAAACGAGCCAAACGGACAAAAACAAUACAAUGAUAUACCGAUAUAACUUUGAGAUAGAGACACUUGGAUUUCGGUUACGUUUGAAAUUUGUGAAAAUUUUUCGCAUCGGUUAUAAAAUAAUAUACUAAUAUUAUUCUCAA